Messenger RNA from Lagopus leucura (white-tailed ptarmigan), 509 nucleotides. It is a transcript of the gene TMBIM6, whose product is annotated as transmembrane BAX inhibitor motif containing 6. The transcript has 3 exons. The annotation marks the transcript as partial. The record is from RefSeq and is a predicted model, not a curated record. Lineage: Eukaryota; Metazoa; Chordata; Aves; Galliformes; Phasianidae.
GGGGCGCAGCACCGCGACGCCGCCACGCUCGACUCGACGCUGAUUGGUCCGCCUCAAGGUUGACGGCGACCAAUCGGCACCGAGGCUCCUGCGGAGCUCUGACCAACGGUAGCGCUCGGGCGCGGCUGCUCGCCAAUAGGCUGCGGAAGCGUCUCUUUUAUCCCCGCCCCCCGCGGAGAAGGCGAACCAACGAGGCGAAGCGGAAGGCGGGACUUCGAGGCUCGCCCACCAAUCGGCGGAGGGGGGCGGAGCAGAGUGGGGAGCGUCGGAGGCCCGGACGGACGGCGGAGCGCCGCGCAGCCGUUUCCCCAUUCCGGCCCUUUGCCCGUCUCUCUGUGGCCACAAUGAACGUCUUUGACCGCAGCAUCAACUUGGACGCCCUCUUCAAGUUCUCCCACAUCUCCGCCUCCACCCAGGAGCACCUGAAGCGCGUCUAUGGCAGCUUUGCUCUCUGCAUGCUGCUGGCGGCCCUGGGGGCCUACGUCAAUGUGGCCACCCAGCUGUUCCAG